AUGACGAGCGUCUACACGGGCCACCUGAGCGCGGGCGACGGCCUGGCGGCGGCGGCGACGCACGUGCCGACGCACCCGUCGCUGAUCCAGGUCGAGUUUGCCAACGGGUCGUACAACUCGCGCCUCGUCUCGCUCGUCUCGCUCAAGCGCGACGAGGUGCUCACCACCUUUGCACCGCACGUCACCGCCGCGCCGCGGCCGUCGUACUCGACCGUCCAGGUGGCCGAGGACGCCCACAUCGAGCUCAACUCGGACCUCCUCUACUGCAACCACUCGUGCGACCCCAACGUCCGCUUCGUCGUCGCCGGCGACGACAAGAGGCAGUGGAAGGCCGUCGCCGAAAAGGACAUCAAAAAGGGCGACACCCUGACCUUUUUCUACCCGUCGACCGAGUGGUCGAUGGCGCAACCGUUCGACUGCGCGUGCAAUUGCGGCCAGCAGUGCCUGGGCAAGAUCAGCGGCGCCGCCUCGAUCCCCGCCUCGGUGCUCGGGCGCUACUUUGUCAACCCGCACAUCCUCCGCCUCAAGCGCGACCAGAUCCGCCAGCAAAACGGCGGCAGCGCCGACACCCAAGACGAGCAGGCCCUCUUCCGGCGCAACGACCGGCCCUAG
Messenger RNA from Pseudozyma flocculosa PF-1, 612 nucleotides. RefSeq lists its product as uncharacterized. The coding region runs from base 1 to 612 and encodes 203 amino acids. Gene Ontology annotation, molecular function: protein binding. The record is from RefSeq and is a predicted model, not a curated record. The transcript has 2 exons. Lineage: Eukaryota; Fungi; Basidiomycota; Ustilaginomycetes; Ustilaginales; Ustilaginaceae.